AUGGCGGACCAUAAGCCCCUCUCCUCGAAGCUUCCCCACGCCCUCACACUCCCGCCCAAAUGGCUAUCACUUUAUGGCAACUUCAUCACGACGCAUCAGUCUUCAGUAACCCAGAUUGAGUCUGCGCUACGCUCAUUAACAUACAUUAUACCCGGUCGAUUUCGCGAUGCAGAACUCGCGUCAGAAUCUCUACAUUCCUCCAUUCAACUCCUCUCGAUGUACCACGAUACGCUUCUCACGCGCGCGAUCAGCAAACUACCUGGUAUGCCUAAACACCAGAGUCCCCAUAACCGAUAUACGAAGUUCUGGAUUCAAAAAAGCAAAUUCUAUAGACGAGUUGCGACACUUUUAUCUAUAGUUCAAUAUACUGAGCUAUUGUGGGAAAUGACCGCCAAACGGAAAGGAGAAAGAAUACGCUGGCGUGUUGUAGUGGUAUUAGAGGUUGUGAAAGCUAUAUGUCGACUUUUUUUGUUGAAGAUAACCAACUUGCGACCGCUCGUUACACCCGCGCUGCCUGAGCGAGAAGUCAUCGCGGAAGAGGAACCUGUACCCGAGAUUGAAGACGAGGAGGCUCAGCUCGAGGCUGAGUUAGAAGGCCGUUCGCCAUCACCGCAAAGAAAAGAAUAUAGAAUGAAACGCACAGGUCUGAGUCUACCUGAUAUUCCUAACCCUGGGGAUAUAUCAUCAUAUCUUCUCUCAAAGGUCCUCACUGCAGACGAUAUCAAAGCACCAUCUGCGUUACUGAAUAAAGUCAGUGGGUCGGCCCAGCUUGCUGAGGUAUUACACAUCAUUCAACCGGUCGUUUAUGCGAUAGCUAUGUCUCGCAGUCGGGACAAGAAAGAUUGGCAGCCUUGGUUGCUUGGCUUAAGCAUAGAAUAUGCCGCGCGCCAGCUACGGAAAGAUGGUUUACGAACGACGCCGCUCGAGAAGGAGCAGUGGAAUAAGAGAGGUUGGGCUAUGGGAUGGUGGGCGAUGAGAGGAGCGUUCUACGAAAAUGUAACGAAAGGAUUUUUGCAUAGUACGAGCCAGAGGCUGCCUGGGUUGAUCAGUGGUGUUCUUGAUGAUUACUUAUAUCUGUGGGAUGGAUAUUAUUUUAGCACUUCUUCGAACUAA
Molecule: messenger RNA, 1113 nt
Organism: Glarea lozoyensis ATCC 20868
Lineage: Eukaryota; Fungi; Ascomycota; Leotiomycetes; Helotiales; Helotiaceae
Exons: 1
Coding region: 1-1113 (370 amino acids)
Biological process (GO): peroxisome organization
Cellular component (GO): peroxisomal membrane
Source: RefSeq, a predicted model, not a curated record